AUGUUUCUCAACUCCUCGCUGCACGGAGCUUGCAUAGCUCCAUUCUAUGAUGCUUCUCUAUUUCCUUCCGGGGGCGGUUNNGUAUAUAUCGGCGGCCGUCUUUGUUCACAGCAGAGUCAAGAUCCAACUUCCCCGUUAUGUUGUCUGCCUUGUCCAGCAUCAUACUGGGCUUAUUCGGACAGUCAAUUUUAUANNACUUUGAGCACUACAGNNCUCGCCUUCGUGAUACCGUUAGGAGCGGAGCCUGAACAGUGCUAUGAUGGUAUCACGCCAAACGACAUGUACACUUCCAUGACAUGUGCAUGGUCUGGAGCAUUUUUGCUGGCUGGAGCGCUCGCAGGAUCCAUGUGGAUUNUUGCAUACUGCCUCCGUGUCUUCUUCAACAGUCUUUGGGAAGACAGCGCAAGACCGGUAUCUCAUGGAUCGGCGAAGAGUUUGCCAAUGUCUGUGAUGAGUGCCAAAUCACAGCGAGCGCGGGUCAUCUACCGUCGACUCAAGAGCGUGCUGUACCUGCAAUGGCGCGGCAUGCUAAUCGUCACCAUCGUCCUGGUAGACGUCAUCUUCUUCGCCGUCGUAUUCGUCUAUCUCGACAAGAUCGAAGUGUCCAUGCUGCACGACUACACACGAGUGCUGCCCUGGGUUGUCUGUCUGAUCGAAAACGGCGGCAACCGAGACCAAUGCUUCAAAUACAGCCACAAGUGGCUAAUCAGCGAACCCACCAUCGGCGCCAUGUUGAUCAUGAUCUCACUCCUAGGAAUCGAACUCUUCGUCCUCCUCUUCCGCUGGUCGCUAAUCACCGGCUGGAAAGAGCGCUGGACAGCACUAACAAAAGGCAAACCCCAAGAAUUCAUCUCUUUGGAUGCAAGGAAACCUCCAUUCGAUCCCAAUCCACCGACCUACGAGUUAAGAAAGUUGGGAGGUCGUCUGCAGAUCGAUUACUCGGACCGUAAGAGCUGGGAUCCGCAUACCAUGCGUCCGACUUCUCCUAACAAUCUGCUAGACGAUCAUAACGCCACGACGCCAAAUAGUCCUGCUCCGAUAUACUCGCCUCCGCAGAGGAGGGAACAGCAAGAAGAAGAUGAUGUGUCGCCUAUCACACCGCUAGAAAUGCAAACAAGAAGAUGCACCUCUCCCACGCCUGUGAGAAAUUUCUCGAGCCCGAGGAUACGCAAUGCGCAGGGAGAGAAGACGAUGGCUUGGGACCCUGCCACCUCGUUUGCGAGCAGUGAUCCUGGGAUUGCAUUUGCGAGUAGUGGGGCUAGACACAAGGUUACGCCAUCUCUACCACCACCGACUGAGUUUGAGGGAAGGCCAUACUCACCGCCUGGUCAAGCCUUGUAA
Molecule: messenger RNA, 1341 nt
Organism: Aureobasidium musti
Lineage: Eukaryota; Fungi; Ascomycota; Dothideomycetes; Dothideales; Saccotheciaceae
Source: the annotation of a GenBank genome assembly